Messenger RNA from Exophiala dermatitidis NIH/UT8656, 9871 nucleotides. RefSeq lists its product as uncharacterized. The transcript has 6 exons. The record is from RefSeq and is a predicted model, not a curated record. Bases 8946 to 9527 code for a protein of 193 amino acids. Lineage: Eukaryota; Fungi; Ascomycota; Eurotiomycetes; Chaetothyriales; Herpotrichiellaceae.
CAUUUCUUCGAAACCCUUCGACAAUUCCAAGGUCAUGUUUUAUUAUUGUGUUUUACUACAUAGUAGUCGUCGUAUCAUGUUACCUUUCCUCUUACGACUAUCGACUGACUGCGGCAAGGUGCUUCACGUCAAGGACCUGCUACUGGGUUGUUAAAAAAAAAAGGGAAGCAAUCGAGUCGUGGAAUGCCCCUGGGUUCAUUGUCAUAGCAUCAUAGUCGCCUUGUUUCAGCGUCGUGGUCAGACAGCCAUUAAUACAGUAAUAUAAGUCUUUCUCGAGUCACUGCAUGACAGAGACUCGAGCCUGGAAGUUAGGUACCUACCUAAGGUACGGGGUUUCAAGUGUCAUGACCGCGCCGUUCGCUUGCGGAAGUCAGUUCGGAUUGCAGGGGUCGGGAUCGCAAAUAUGCCAUGGCGACCAUACAUACUAUGCAACAAUGGUAGCCCGUCUACUCCUGCACCUGGUCUUGCUCAAACCACACGUCUAUGCCCAACGAGCAUCGCUCCUGCGCUCACUCCUGUGCACCCAAGUCUUCUUUCUGGUGUAAGCUCUCCUCUCCGUGUGUCUCUCUUUCUCUUUUCAUCUCGCGGCUUUGAUGCGGCGGCACUUGCGAUGCCUCUUGGCCCAGGAUCAAGCAUGAAGCCCCGCGAGCACAGCGACAUCAGCUUUUCAAACUGAAGACACCUUCCGCCCUUCGGCCAUCUCCCUCAGACCUGAGUCGCCGCUCCCUCAAGCUCUGCAUUCACCUGAAAAAGGCGCCGUGUGUAAUGGACGGGCCGACGAAUUACGUUCGGACCAAGUCGAAGAUCUUUUCACCUUUGCGGUCCAAAUAUUCAUCCUGGAUAGUGCAAAAUAUUCGACGCGGAGACCAGUCGAGGAAUCUGUCCCUUGAGGCGACAUACUGUAGCCGAUGCCGAGUAUAGCUGCGGUUCCUUCCUUGCUGGUUCCGUUGUUAGCUCUGGACCAACACACUUGAUGGCAGGCGAGCUGAGAAGAGCCUCCAAAAUGAUAGACGAGACCACCGCCCCUUACCUUCAGGGCAUGUACACCGAAAGAAGACGUUCGCGGCUCAGGAUGUUGUUGCCGAGCGUGGCGGACGGGACAAUGCAAUGGUGCCGUGGAACUUGGGUUGAACCAUCAUCCACACCAUCAGCCAGGCCAUGAGAAGAGGGAAUUGUUGUACUUUGAAUUGUGGUGUCGUAAUACACGACAUCCAGCCACUUCUCUCGGAGGUCGCUGCAAUGUUGAGGAAGGACUUCAGGUAAGUAUGCGGCAAUCGUCUCCUCAACGCUGCCUGGUCUGAGGCCAGCGUCAUUGAGGCCCAGCCAUUGACCGGGAAUAAUAUACUCUGCCAAUAGCACCCUUUGUCCAUGGAGGUCUUGCCAUCUUGCCAAAAAAGAAAAGCACGCCAAAAAAGGCAAAAACUUUUGAACCAUGCCUCGGCCUGGCAAUUUCCUCCUUCUUAAGGUCUUCCAUCCGAGGGGUGGAGCCAAGUGAAACCCCCGGUCGGUGCUGCGAAAUCCACAAGAUCUGCCCGGCCAACGGUGCCUCCUCGAGUCGGAGACACUCGCUCUUCUACCUUGUAGGUCCAGGGAUUAGGCCCAGGGAUUUUUCUCGAGAGAGCUCCUCUUACAAUUUGGUUUAGUUUAAGACUUUGUGGAUUUGGUAGCGCACCACCUUGCCUAAACGCCUAAGCCAUCGGGCCUGGGUUUUGGCUCGGAGGAUUGUCGAGGGAAAAUUCUGUGCCUCAAAUACUUAAGGGUAUUGGAGGUGGGACCAAGUCAAGUGAGCUUGAUGUGAAGACAACCGCAGUGGUCUGUUGUUGCCUGGGAGGCCUUCGGGAUGAAAGCUGCAUCGUCAUGGUGUUGCUUCAGCCCAUGGUCGCCAAACCGGAGAGACCAAGUGCGACGGCAAUUCUACUGCUUCCGCCCAAAGACAGUGUACCUGUUCCAAAGUUCAGCGCAUGCAUGGUCCACGAGAACCUGGAACUCCUCGAUGCUGCGCAAUUGCCGAUGGGUUAUGGGGUACAAUCCCAACGAGCGUACCAGGUCUCUCAUGUUGGCUAGGUUGGCUUCGCCAAUGCUUCGCUGGUGAGGAUCUGUAUUGAUGAGAGGUGAGCUUGCGUCCUCUACAGCUAAGGACCUUGCAGAAUAUCUUCCUGUUGCUUACCGGCAGGCCAGGGACACGUCGCAAUGUCCCUGACGUCUGUGCUCACAUUGACAAACCCGGCCAUGCGCAGCCAGGUCUCGCAGUCCUGCGUAACCCGCAAGCUCUUUUUGCCUUCUGGACGGGUCGCUAAACCAAGGGCCUGGGUAUACAGCCUGCUCCAUUCUUGGAGAGCUUGGAGGGCAUCCAUAUCACCGAUUUCGGAACGGAAAUGAAGAUCCCAUUCUGUCAACUGAACCCAACCGUUCUUCCGCAGCAGGCUGCCAGUGAUCAGUGUUCUUGUUGCGAGUCAAUCUUGCGGUGGUUAUUUACCGAUGCAUGUCCCGCAGGUAGUUCGGCCACCUGGUUGCCGCGAUGCCACCGGCGACAAACCUCGAAUGGAUAAGGUCGAAGGUUCCCGGCUCGGCGAAGUCCAUGCGCUCGUUGAGGUUGGCGAUCUGGUGUCUGUUAGCUCUGGAUGUGUGCAAUUGAUGGGGCCAGAAGGGCCUAGCAGAGUAUCUUAUCCCACAGUCAGGUCAAGUACAAGGUGAUACUCUCAAUCCUGGACACCAGCCACCGCUUAACCAUGGGGUAAUGGGGGCCAUUACCUGGAGAUCCAUGUUGUCCGGUUGAUCUGGAGGGGCCAUCAAAGGACAAAUAUCGACUCCCAUGACCUGUCAUCUCAGCAGCGGCUCCGCAGAAUCAUGCAAUGCAUUCCUCACUGUGCAAUUUGGAUCAUAUUCUGCAAGAUCGGAUGCCCAAUUUCCUGAGCCAAAGCCGCAAUCAAGUAUUGACUCUGGAUCUUGGAUGAAAUUUGGGUGCAACGAGUUAUCCCAAUCACGGUAUAUCAUCUUCAUCAUUUCAUGCUGAUCCCUCAGUCGAGUUUCUUCCUCCUUUAUGGUGCUGUAUUAGCUCAGGAUCCAAAGAUGAUGCGUUCGAGGUCAACUGACCAGAUCAAUGGGAGCAAGAUAGGCUUCACGCCUCAAGGCGUAAUCUUGAUACUCUCGGUCGUGGUACGUGAUCUUUCUGUUGUAUCGUUCGCCGUUGAAGGACCUGUAUCUACUUUCAGCAUGUAAUCGAACUGGAAUUGUCGGGAUUCUGACUCGGCCGCCAUAGUCGUCAAAGCAACUGUCACCCUUUCUGAUGGAGCACGUUCGAAAAGACCGUCGAAGCUCUGCCGUCGACCAUGAAAUCCAGCAACAGCGGAUGUCCUGGACUUAUGUUCCAAGUUCAAAUGUGCAAUGAGAACACUAGCAUCUAGCAACCAAUGCUGGCUCUCUGAGAAAGGGCACAGUCAAAACGCACCGACAAGGACAAGAGCCAUUGCACCUGACGCACUUAGGGCUGCUCUGACCAAUUCCACACGAGAGCGCAAGGAGCUGAAAACGUGGCACAACUAAUAUGUCGUCUCUUCAAAACCCUUGCUAAGAACGAGGGCUCCGUCAAAGCGGAGAAGAGUCAAUCCACAUGUUGAAUCCACCAUAUAACUGCCAGCAUCUAAAGAAGCGGGCGCCUUGCAGAAACCCACCCGCGCGGUUGACCAGCAGGGCUGUUCCGGUUCCAGGGCCGAACCCAGCCUAUGGCCGUGGGUCCAUGGAGCAAGCAAGUGGGAGGGCGAACGACAUGGAUACAGCAGUUCGCAAUAUGACUCUCUUCGAGUGGCUUGCACUAGAGAGUCUGUCCUUGGCACCAAUCCUGCCAACUGUGCAGGCUAUAAGAUGAUGACUUGUUACCCGCUUGUUCCACGUACCAAAGAGAUGGGACCAGUUUCAGGGAUGGUUUGCAGCAGAUUCGAGAAGGAAAGUGACGGCUUAGAUGUCUUGGGCAUGGAAACUGCGGUCCUUUCCUUUUCAAGAUUGGCCUACUAGGGUUCUUGGGCACAUGCCCAAUAUUUGUGUGACCCUGCUGGCCAGCUUCACUGCAGGGUUACCUCAUUCGACAUCAGACAGACUCCUAAGAGCCUGGAGCUCGGGAGAAGUCCGUUCGACGGGCUGAGAACCGCCGAAUUGUCCAUGCUGGGCGCUCAAGCAAGCGGCCACUUUCGAGCAACAGAAUCUCGCCAGGAACGAACCUGAUUUGUCCACGUCAGAGCGUUACGAGCGCCCCAAUGGGACAGGUGCUUCGACUAUGCGACUAUAGUCAGACAAGGUACUGUACCAGUGCGCUGGCGAACCUUCUUUUCUCAGCCUAUUACAUUUUAUCCUAGGUCAUUGGCAGUCUCAUCACGCGAGUGAUGGCCCUUUUCCGCAAACUUUGCUUGAACUCGGCCGGUGACCGACCGGCGGACGAUGAGGCUACUUGUCCUUGUUACAGUCCCCAGACGUACCCGGCUUUACCCUCCUCUGCAAGCCCAAGCCAUGAGGUUGGCAUUUGUAUCCAAAGUUCGCUUUCGCUAGUCUGCAGGGAUCACGGACAGGCCUUUCCGCGAAUAAAUUAACCACCACUCCAUCCGGGCAACUUCAAUAGCAUUGCCGACAUACCCAUGGAGCUUUAAGUUCGGCCACGGUGGGGACUACUGUAUAACCUACGGUAAGCUCCGGCACAGAACGGGCUACCACGAAACCACGAUUGACUUAUGAAUUCCUCCUCAUGUCAGUUGUUUCUACGACAACGGGAACUGCAAGGACACUUGCGCAAGUCGCCUAAUUGAUACAUCCUAAUUAUAAGCAGCUUCUCGCACCUCCACUGGAGUCACCUCUCGUUCAGAGAUGACUCUAUUCCCAAUACUGCCAUCAAGUCUUGACACGGCUAAACUUUCUUUCUUUUCUUCUCUCUGUAGCCAGAUCUGCUUGAGGUGGGACGGGACCUAGACUUCCGUUCCUUCGGCGACUCCACCAGACACUCGUGCCUUGUUCCGCACACCGAUUGUGCUUUUGAGCUAUCUCACAAGAAAACUGGAAGAGGCUUGUGGAGACUCCUGGACACGUGUUUGGCCCCAGUCCAGCAACCGGCACCCGCAAUCAUAUUGGACCCGCUGGGGGUUGAUACCACACGCCCAAUGAUGAGAUUGCAAACUGUCAGAAAACACACCGUCAGAACUCUGAAUGCCACCUCUCUCGAAUAAUGGCUGGUCGACCGGCGAACACUCUGGAAAUCUGGAGUACGAAAAGAGAAAAAUGGCAUUGGAACGGCGGCGACACGGCUCGAACACCUCCGAGUGACCCUAGACACUCAAAGAUUCUGUAGAUGGGCCAACACAGAGCGCCGGGAAACUUUUGCGGACGACUGGCUUGUACCUGGCGACGAGCGGGUCGUGCCGUCGAAGAGCCACGACCGCAUCGUGGUCAACUUUAUACACCUUUUUUAUACUCAUCGACCCUGGCAGGGGUAAACGUUCAUGGCCGCCUGACUAGUAUUGGCGGCUAGAAAGAAACGGCGCCACUUCCAGAAGCGAAGGAACCACUCUGCUGGUACCGUGCUUUCUCACCGAGACAGAUGUGAUAGACUUUACUGCUCCGAAGCACCCGGUGAAGAUGGGUCAAAGAGACUGCAGUGUGCUCAAUUUACGUCGGCAUGGCCUUCCCUUUGCCACAAUUACGAACCCGAGGCGGUAGUACGAAGCGACCAAAAUGUUUGACAAGGCUCACAGAGUCACAGCCAGCAGCUGGGAGCUGCCGGGCCCUGACCAUACUAGUAGCUGGUAUGUUACAACGUCAAGCUACUAAAUCAUCUAUUAUUCGGAACGCAUCGUCAGUGCCAAGCUCGUCACGAAGACUUGCCCACAUUCUUUUUCAUUGUGCGGAUCUGAGUCUCAAGAUUUUCAUUUCGCUCCGAGAGCAAUAGAGCUAGGGUUGCAUUUCAAGCUGGUUUUUCAAAGUGUUGCAACUUUCACACCGACUCGGUGGAUAUUUUCCGGAGAGCAAGUUCCCUCCUGUACGACGUAGGAAGGGCGUCACCGGUUUCCGGCUUUUUCUCUUCCAUAUCCAAGACUUCUUCUUGUUCGUGGGCGAUUUCUGACAGCGACGCGGAAGGUCACGUCCCGACGGUAUGGCACGCUAGGCUAAAGCCCGGACCGAAAGCGCUGCCCGUCAUUGGACUAUCCGGGUUUAGUGGGCAUCACAGCCUCCUCAGGCCCCCCCUGUCCCGUGCCACAUCUGCGAACCGGCUCGCAGAUGGCCCAGGCAGGAAACGGGACGUCUUUGGCGGGUAUGCCCACAUUGUUGUGGUCCUACGCAAGGCCGCGAAGCGGAUACGCCUGUUCUUUCAGCCGUGGAGCGUACAGUAUCCCUUCUGCCAGGUCAAUCACAGCCAGUUCGGGUGAUUGCGCCGAAGCGGGCAACAGAAUGGAAACUUAAUCAUGACCAGCUACGGAGCACGACUGUUGAAAGCAGAGACGGGGGCGUUGAAGAGCGGCCGCUGAAGCUUUGACCUCUAGUUCAACCCGAUAGCCAACCCGAUGCAAACGACCUCACGGCGGUCGUUCCGUCAACAUCUGAAGACUGUUUCAGACGUUGCUUUUGGGAUCCCGACAGGGCUGCGCCCCAUCCCCUUAUUUCGCUUUUCCCAUGGUCGACCUAGCAACUCCUACCGAGACGGUGAGUCCCUGCACCGUCUGCCUUGUUAUCCUCCGAGCCCGUCGCCCAUUAGGACGAUUCGACCGAUGGGCCGUCAACAUGUGGCGCAAGAAAGGGCCUAUAGUUUUGAAGACCAGAAGUUGAAGAGAACUCGCUGACAGAAGUCUUCCGUCCAUGGUAAUACCGGCUUCAUCAGUUUCUGAACAGUCGGGAUCGCAAUGCUGAUGUCCCGGAGUUAAAACGUUACCGAGACGAGGCCGUCUGGAGUCUGGGAUCAAAUUCAACCACCCGUUCUCCUGCUUGUCCUCGAAUCAUCACACAUCGAACAAGCUCAGGUUCAACGCGAUCUUCGAACCGACCAGAGAGGUUUACUUGCGCGUUCCUCAAGCUCCUAGGGCGUACAGCACGACUCCAAAUGUUGGCGAGCCGGUAUUCACCAGGUGGCUGCACCGAACGGGUGCAGUGUCCAAGCUCAGCAACUGCUCACCCACUGUCUCCACUUCAACGUGCCUUGGUACGUUUCAGUACUUCGUGACCCGCCUGAAGCGAGGGUGCAUUGGGCGCUCUCUGCCCUGGUUCAUUACCCAUUUGUAGUCCUGGAUCUAUCAAGCAAUCUGGCGGAACACCCGAUAAUAUCGGUUGUUGAUCUGGUGCCUGAUGUUUCUAGUUUACUACGACUCUCAGAGCAGAGGCCAGGGAUGACCAUAUGUGGAUGCCGGAGCACGCAUUCCAGAAACAGUUGCAUUUUUCUAGCUCGGAGCGAGACGUUUUGACCUCCCCAUCGUGUCCGCUGGCGGUAACAUUUAGUCCAACACUGAUAUGCAUGGUUUUCUAUUGAUUUAUCUUCAGCAUGACUUACUCGCCGUGUCAGAAGUUCAGAGCUGUUUUCUAAACGAGUCCUCGCGCUCCGCUUGUAUGGUGGAGAUGGCAUCUUCCCUGGUUUUUUGUGAGUGCUGCUAUACAUAAUAAUCGUCUCAGGUCAGCACGAUGAUUUGAUUAUUCCAAUGAUAUGGGCCUGUGUUUCUGGAUGAAAUUCCUCCUGCUAUCUCCGCAUAUGUCAGCUGUUCAAUCAAGCUUUCCGCCAGCUUACUUGCCCAAGCGGUGUGCGAUGCCGCCUUCGCUGCUGUUAGGUGAGGCAGGGCAUCGUCCGGAGCUGUGGUUGGCCUAUCUUUAUCACUUCUUCGGGUAUUGCAAGGCCGACGAAACGCCCACCUUACAAGAGCGGCUGCCGUCUGUGUCAUCGGCUUCUUGCCGCCCGCGGCCCUGGUUGGCACACAGAAACUUCCUGAGAACAAUUUGAACCUCGCUUUCAACGGUGAUGACCAAGAGCUUCGACACCGUGUCCUGCAGCACACUGCAAGAUACCUGAGAUUGACUUCCGCGGACCUCGGCCUUCCCCGGACAUACCACGCUGUACUUUGGUAUCUAGGAAGUACCUACUGUAUCUGGCCCUGCAUCUAUUUCCGGCCCAAUCCAUCCCUCAACAUCACCCUCCUACUUUGGACCAGUACAUGUAAGGUAGGCAGGGAUGGCGGAUGGUGGAUGUAAUGCUGACUGGCUAGUUUCCGCACCCAAAAAUAUAUCCCUGUAUCUGGAAUACCACGGGAGUGUAUUCCAGGCUUGUUCUUGAGUUAAACAGCCCCAAGCUUUACCAAGCAUUCGGUACACUAUGCGUGCUUACGCGUAAAUAGGUACCUAUUGUGGUAAUGCUUGCUUGCCAGAUUCGGAGUUUAUCCGCGAGAUGACUGUCAGCUGUAUUGCACAGCCUGCCUACCACGAAAAAAUACUGGCUAUUCAACGCAGCCUUGUCUUGCUCCACCAUAUCAGCAGAGCACCCAGCCCCCAGCCUUGUAUGUGGUGCACAGGUACCAAGUGAUUGAGCGACCAAAUUUGGCGCACAGUCGCCGCUCAGACCAUGUCUUCCUUGGACAAAAAUAUCACGGACAAUCGGCUCACAGUCCCAGCCGCAUUCGUUCCAUCUCGACCUCGGGCUCGCGAUCAGCUUACAAUGAUCGAGGAGACUUAGCGGUCAUGGCCGGAUUGCAGCACCUUUUCGUGAGUUCAGCUGCAUCCUACGGCCUGCUUCCAGCGGUGCAAAGUCUGGAGUGGAGUUUGUGAGGACAGUCUCGAGUAAACAUAUAUAAGAGGUGUGAUGCCGUCUCAGAGUACACAUUCAAUCGUACAGACAAACAAACAGUCACACAACCAAGACUCACAGACUCACCGUACAGCAGCCAAUCUUCUUCUUUUAUACUUGUCAAAUCAACGAGCUGAACAUACCCGACACAAUGAAAUCAUUCGUGGCCGCAUCUCUCCUCGCCCUCAUCACCGCCUCAGUCGCGGCACCUUCGGCGACCUCAUCAUCGAGACUUCGAUUCGGAAAGCGCAACAGCCCCAACGGUUGCGGCGCCGACCCGGGUCCGCAGGCAGUGAUUGACGCGAUCAACGCAUGGAACUCGGACGUCCAGACAGUCAAUGCAUUCCUCGAAGCGGCACCGACCUUGGACGCCGUCGGCAUCGACUUGCAUAUUGAAAAUGUGUUGAAUGCGGCCCAAGACGAACCGAACCAGCUGCAGGUGCUGGCGUGCAACGAGGGCGUCACACCCGGCACAGCGGCGCAAGCGGCCGCAGACGACUUGUUCAACGGGUUCGGAAACAACGUCUUGACCCCGCUAGGCAACAUCCUGGCCAACUCGGGCGACACCGCCGUCGUCCAUGCCAAUCUGGAUACGAUCAACCAGUUCCGCUGCUGUAAUGUCCUCCCUGACUUGGAUACUUUGUGGACUGCCACGGCCACCGAUGAGGGCGUGGCUAACGUCGUUCCCCUUGCGCCUCCGCGACCUACUACUUGUGCUGCCAUCACCUGUUGAAGGGUGAUUGAUUGAUUAAGGCCUAGUAAGAUGGAUCUGUUGCUAGAAGAGAGAUAAUUGUGGGUGGCAAACAUGGUUGUGCUUGGUUUGUGUUUUGCAUUGCGAAGACUGAAGACUUUGAACGCGAUCACUUUAAGUUGGGUUCGAGGAGCUGGGGCCUUGAGAGAAAGGGGCAUGGAGGCUAUCUGUCCUCGUCCAUUCGCUCUUUAUGGGUUUUAAUUAGAAUUAGUAUUGGCUCUACAUUAGUAUUGUAUGGACAUAUCGUCGUCGUUAUCAAAUCGUUCAACUCAAGCUGGAUAGGGGUUGCGCUUUUGCCCUGAUACUCUUGCGACUGAGUGACUUAU